AUGCAGGACUUUCGACUGACAGCCAUCGUGAUGGCAUGCUUUGCGCUAUUCCCAAGCUAUACAAAUGCCUUUUGGCGUCUUCCAUGCCGUGGUAGAACUGGUCUCGCCCGCGUGGACCCCAUUGUGGACCCGGGUGAGGUCUCAGGUCACGUUCACGCGGUCCAUGGAGGUGGAAGCUUUGGCAUGAGCUCGGAUCAGGAAUCGCUCCUCAGUGGCGAUUGCACCUCGUGCGCAGUGACUCAAGACAAGUCUGCUUACUGGGCUCCCGCUUUGUACUUCAUGCACACCAAUGGCAGUGCCCAGGUAGUUGAUGAGGUUGGAGGCAUGCUUGCCUACUACCUUCUGUAUGGACAGAAUAUCACUGCCUUCCCAGAUAACUUCCGCAUGCUGGCUGGCGACCCCUUCCAGCGCAAUUUCACCUGGCCAGUUCCCGACCCUCCCAAGUCCUCGUGGAGUGGUGCUCAGGCUUCACAAGCUGCUUUGCGCCAGAAGGCCCUUGGCUUCAACUGCCUGAACUACCAGGCAGCCGCUGAAGAGUCUCUCUACCGCCAUUUCUUGCCCAACAAGACCUACCUCGAUGAGCACUGCACCGACGGAGUCCGCUUUGAGUUGAUGUUCCCAUCCUGCUGGAAUGGUAAGGAUGCUGACUCCCUUGAUCACAAAUCCCAUGUCGCAUACCCGUCCCUCGUUAUGGAUGGUACUUGCCCCGAGGGUUUCGAGACUCGCCUGGUAUCACUCUUCUACGAGACUAUUUGGGACACUUACGCAUUCAAGGGCGUCGAUGGAUAUUUCGCUCUCUCCAAUGGUGACCCUACUGGAUACGGAUACCACGGUGAUUUCAUGCAGGCCUGGGAUUCCGGCGUGCUACAGGAGGCUAUUGAAACUUGCACCAGCGAGACAGGUAUUGUUGGCGACUGCCAAAUCUUCGACAUUCAGUCGGAAGAUGAACAGCGUCAAUGCCAGUUCCCCGUCCCUUCCGCGCUCAAACACGAAAAUUGUGAAAUGCACGACGACGGACUGCCUGGCGGUAUGGCUAUUCAGUGGGGCCCCGAGCCUGCCUCGAUGAACGCCGGGGCUGCAAGCACAACCACCGCCAACCUCAUCACACUUCCCACCAUUUCCAUUGCUGGAUUUUCGAUUGAUCCCAACACCUUGCUUGGCAACCUCCACUUGCCCAGCGCUACUGAAGCUGCUGCUACUACUUCUUUCACCUCCACCUCGACUCCCUCGCCAACCCCGACCCCCGUCACAUCUACUAUUAUCGAUCCUCACACCGAAGAGAUUAUCUAUAUUCAACGUGAAGUUGUCGUCCUCUGUGAUGGAAAUGGCGAGACUUACUCGACUAGCACUGGCGCCCUUCGUACUGUCUCAUCUACCAUCACCACCAUUAUGGAAACCUCCACAGCCGUUUCCUACGUGAAGAAGGACACUGUCCCGGAACCUGUGGAACCGGAGCAGGCUGCUGGCCAUGCCCGCAGAAACCCUCACCACCGUCACGGUCACGCGCACAACUAG
This is a messenger RNA of Penicillium expansum, 1515 nucleotides long. Its product is annotated as DUF1996 domain-containing protein. The coding region runs from base 1 to 1515 and encodes 504 amino acids. The transcript is spliced from 3 exons. The record is from RefSeq and is a predicted model, not a curated record. NCBI's taxonomy places the organism in Eukaryota, Fungi, Ascomycota, Eurotiomycetes, Eurotiales, Aspergillaceae.